Larimichthys crocea (large yellow croaker) is the source of this 4865-nucleotide messenger RNA. It is a transcript of the gene rxfp1, whose product is annotated as relaxin family peptide receptor 1. The record is from RefSeq and is a predicted model, not a curated record. The transcript is spliced from 18 exons. Gene Ontology annotation, molecular function: G protein-coupled peptide receptor activity; protein binding. Gene Ontology annotation, cellular component: plasma membrane. Lineage: Eukaryota; Metazoa; Chordata; Actinopteri; Sciaenidae. The coding region runs from base 263 to 2635 and encodes 790 amino acids. Gene Ontology annotation, biological process: adenylate cyclase-activating G protein-coupled receptor signaling pathway; hormone-mediated signaling pathway; activation of adenylate cyclase activity.
CUGUGCUCCUGCUUCUCGUGCGUCAGAUCGUGGCAAAGUCCUUUAGACCAUCCUCUCUCUUUCCAACCAACUGCAGACGGACUCGAGCUUGUGAAGCGGAUGCAUCUUCUCUUCCCGCAGCGCCACACACGCAACUUUUGGUGUUCUGAUUUUUCUUUUUACGCACAGGUUACCAGUUUUGGACAAGCAGCGGAGAAUACAGAUCGCUGCUCUCUCUCUCUCUCUUUUCCACCACCACCCCCAGAAAACUUCAAGAGGUACCAUGCAAGUUUAUGUGGCGGUGAUAUUCGCUUAUGGAGUAUCGGCGCUCAAUAUCACAGAGGAGAAGGCGUCGUGCCCCCUUGGAUAUUUCCCCUGUGGCAACCUGACUGUGUGUCUCCCUCAGCUGAUGCACUGCAACGGCAUUGAUGAUUGUGGAAAUCAGGCUGAUGAGGAGAACUGUGGAGAUAAUAAUGGCUGGCCCCAUCUAUUUGACAAAUAUUUUGGAAUGCCUAGCUACAACACUGGCACCAAGUCCAAUGUCUGCUUGUUGGGAGUUGUUCCUGAGCUCUGCCAAUGCCGAGACCUGGAGCUGGAUUGUGACGGUGCGCAGCUUGAAGAUAUCCCAGUGGUAGCAAUAAAUGUCACCAUGAUGUCCCUACAAAGGAACCAGCUUCAGAAACUGAGAGCAAACACAUUCUUUAAGUACCAGAGUCUACAGAAACUAUAUCUCCAGCACAACCGGAUCCAAGAUGUGAGUCCUGAUGCAUUCAGAGGGCUGUAUAAUUUAACAAGGCUAUAUCUGAGCUACAACAAGAUAUCUGUCCUAAUGCCGGGGGUGUUCCAGGACCUGCACAAGCUGGAGUGGCUGAUCCUGGAAAAUAACAAGAUCCAUCAAAUGUCCUCCAUGACCUUUUCAGGGCUAAACUCACUUGUUUUACUGGUUUUAUUAAACAACUCUCUGACAAAGCUGGAUGAUAUCUGUCGGGAAAUGCCAAGAUUGAACUGGCUAGAUUUGGAGGGAAAUCACAUUGAAACCAUUGGAAAUGUGUCACUACGCUCAUGCAGUAUGCUGACAGUUCUGGUUUUACAGCGGAACAGGAUAAGCUAUAUACAUGAACAGGCUUUCUCAGUACUUCAAAAACUUGGGGAAUUGGAUCUAUCCAACAACAGACUGGUGGCUAUCCCUCCCAAUCUCUUUGUCUUACUGGGGGAUUUGCUCCAACUGAAUAUAUCAUAUAAUCCCAUUAUGAAGCUCCAAGUUGACCACUUUGACAAGUUGCAUAAACUGAAGUCAUUGAGCAUAGAAGGGAUAGAAAUUGAAAACAUACAACGGAGGAUGUUUGAACCACUCAAAUACUUGACUCAUAUCUACUUUAAGAAAUUCCAGUACUGCGGCUAUGCUCCUCAUGUGCGCAGCUGCAAACCCAAUACCGACGGCAUCUCAUCGUUUGAGGACCUGCUGGCCAACAUCGUGCUGAGGGUCUUCGUCUGGGUGGUCUCUGCCACCACCUGCUUCGGCAACAUCUUCGUCAUCUGCAUGCGCUCGUACAUCCGCUCUGAGAACAAACUCCAUGCCAUGUGCAUCAUCUCCCUCUGCUGUGCAGACGGGCUGAUGGGAAUCUACCUUUUCAUGAUUGGCGCGUAUGAUCUGAAGUUCCGUGGCGAGUACAACAGGCACGCUCAGGCUUGGAUGGACAGCAGCCAGUGUCAGGUCAUCGGCUCUUUGGCCAUGCUUUCCACUGAGGUAUCAGUCCUUCUCCUCACUUACCUCACUCUGGAGAAAUACAUCUGCAUCGUCUACCCUUUCCAGUACUUGACACCUGGUUGGCGUCGAACUGUAACCAUCCUUCUCGGGAUAUGGGUGUUCGGAUUUAUUGUUGCCUUCCUACCGCUGGUCUGCAAGGGGCUAUUUCGCAAUUUCUACGGAACCAACGGAGUUUGCUUCCCACUGCACUCUGAGCAGCCAGAGACGCUUUGGGCUCAUGUUUACUCCAUUGUCAUUUUCCUGGGUCUGAACUUGGUGGCAUUCCUCAUCAUUGUCUUGUCCUAUGCAAGCAUGUUCUAUAACAUCCAGAGAACAGGGACUCAGACUACUAAAUACAGCAACCACAUCAAGAAAGAGGUCACCAUUGCCAAAAGGUUCUUCUCUAUCGUCAUUACUGACUCCCUUUGCUGGAUCCCUAUUUUCAUCCUCAAGAUCCUGUCACUGCUGCAGGUGGAGAUUCCCGGUACCAUCAGCUCGUGGGUGGUCAUAUUUAUUCUCCCCAUCAACAGUGCCCUUAACCCCAUCCUUUACACGCUGACCACACGGCCUUUUAAAGAGACCAUUCUACAGGUAUGGGCGAAUUACAGGCAGAGGAGGCCUCUCCUCAGUGGUCACCCAGCCCAUCAUCCGUCGCUCACCUGGCAGGAAAUGUGGCCCCUGCAGGAAAACAGCCACAGCCCCGCCACAGGGCAACCACUGGAAACAACAAGCACACAAGCCAAGCUCACUCCUGUCGAAAACACCAACGAUGGAUACAAUGACAUUACCCCAUGCACGCAACAGCAACAAAAGCAGCACACAGUGCUGUCAGUAUCCUCACAGAAACCAACAAUGCCACACAUGCUCGCACACACCCACAUAUACACACAAACAAAUGAACUCAUCUAAGUGUUGAACAGCACAGAUGACAUGGCACAGCUCAUAAUGUGGUCAAAGAUUCAGUGUUAUCAGGUUUAUUUAUUUAUGACCUCUUAAAAGUCCACUUUUUAAAAGGACAGUUGAUUUGUGCCCAGGUUUCUUCUUUGUGGUAGUAUUCAUUAGUGUUCUUUGAAAUCCCACUGUCUGCAUGUUUAGCUCAAGCUGCAACUAUCGAGAUAAUGAACGAGUGAAGUCAUUUUGGAAAUCCUUUAUGCGACAGCACAGUUCCUUUAUUGACAAGUACACAUUGGCUUUAAAGAGGUGUUUGUCAAUACAAAGCCAUGCUCCUGGUUUAGCUUUUGUUCCGCUUUGUUUCAUCGAUUAGUUCUAAUUCUCACAAAGGGCUUCUUUGAUCAUUCUUUCUGAAAGCUGAAAUAUGAAAAUAUGUCUGUGUCCUGAAGUGAAGUUGUUGUGGGCUGCUCUGGUCCAAAAUGCCAGGGCCGAUUUUUUUGUCCCAGUCUGCCCAUGGUGCAGAAGUUCAUACUUUAGUUUGAAAACAGUAGUUUGACUUGAAAACUCAAGAUUCACUUGUACAGCUUCUUCCAGCGAUUUUACAUUACAUUAGUUAUGAUCAAAAAUUAGCAAGUUGACAACAGCCAAACAUCAGGCAAGUGCAACAACGCAAGAUAUAGCAACCAGCUAAUAUUACUCACUAGUCCAACAGCAAGAAGCCCAGCCCUCAAUGUCUGUCUUUCAGUCUUUUAUUUCACCAAGCUCUCACCAACGACUAAAAGUCAGCCCAGUCUGGCAGUCUUACCCAGCUUCAGUUCUGCAUCCUGAGCCUUAAAACCUUUUGUUGUUUUGGACCACCUUGUUGGUGGUCCAAAACACCUGUGGUACAAACACUAACACCUACUUUGAGCUUGGUCCGAGCAGCCCAGCUACCAAACUGAGCCAUCGUUAGCUAACAGUACCUCCAGUUAGCAGCAGUUUACUUUGCUGUCUGCAAAGAGUUGAUGCAGAGCAGCUGUAGUACAUGAAAUGGAAAGCAGAAAACAUUUUCUCAAUAAAAUGUGAUUUCAGCAGAAUAAGUGAAAUAGUUGCUGGUAUGUGACUUAGUUCUGUGAAGCGUUAUGUACUUAUCAUGGGUGACCGUACAGACAGAUGUAUGGGGCGCAGAGUGGGAAUGACAGAGACAUCCUUCACUUGGGUAUAGAGUGAAGCAAAAUGAUUUAAAAUGUUAUUUUAUGGUAGAAAGGUUACACAGUGUUGCUUUAAACACAUCAGACAGACAUUUAAACAGUCCAUUGAAAUGGUCUAUAACAUGCAUUUGAGUUGUAGUUCUUCAUGUGUUUCUUCAGAAACCUGCAGAAGGGAUGUCUUAUUAUGGGAACAUUUUGUGGCAAGGAAACAAUUUACAGCUAAAAGCUAUGUUCAGAAUCCAGGUAAUCAUUGCAGUCAAAUUUUAUUUUUAUACAAUCAGUCACUGCAGAGUUCUUUUGAAGACUCUGACUCAACCUCCAUUCAUGCCUUUCUCAUUUUUAUAGUGAAUGGGCAUAUAAAAUAACACAUGCAAUGUACUAAUUACUAUUUUUUUUCGUUCUUGCACCCAUCAAAAGUGUGUAUUUCCUCUGCCAGAAAAUAUUUUAGGGAACUAUUGAAUGUAAUAUAUGAGAUAUGUCCGAUGGAAUAAAAAGAAUAUUUGCAGCUACACAGACAACUUUAAAUUGAAUCUUUUAUACAUCCAGUCUAGAAGUUCCCCAGCUGGUCUGGGGGUUUGAACUUGGAUUCAACUUCACCUCAUCAACUACUCCACCACUCUUCAUAUUUUUUUACACUGUGACCUGUACAGCCAAGACAUUUGUACAGUGAUCAUAAACUCUUCUGUGCAUACGUUGUUCAAUUAAUUAUUGAUUCCUGUGGAAAUUGACUUUUUCAAACAGUGUACAUGUAUGAAUGGAUAGCAAACCAUGCUAUUACACAGAUGACAAUAAACUAGUUCUAAAAAAUAAUGAUUUGCGAAUACAUAUGUGCCAUUUGUGUUUACAGUACAUCCCUGUACAUGGUGAAAAGACAGCAAAGCCAGCAAUUUGUUUGAGGUAUAUUCAUUAUAUCUGCAGGCUUACAUUUUAUAUUGAUGGGGAGAUUAGUUUUAAAAACGUGUUACCAUUUAGUUUGUUGUAUUGCCUUGUGCCCCACAAAAAAUUACUUCGUAUUGUAGUUUUUCUUGAGUGGACAAUAAAUAUAUGUGUAUCUCAUA